Molecule: messenger RNA, 2400 nt
Organism: Haliotis rubra (blacklip abalone)
Lineage: Eukaryota; Metazoa; Mollusca; Gastropoda; Lepetellida; Haliotidae
Product: outer dynein arm-docking complex subunit 3-like
Exons: 14
Coding region: 145-1773 (542 amino acids)
Biological process (GO): outer dynein arm assembly; cilium movement
Cellular component (GO): cilium
Source: RefSeq, a predicted model, not a curated record
UUGGUUUGACGACCCAAAUAUUGCAGUCUGACCGACUGAGGGUGGGAGCAUAUAACAUUUGUCUAACGCCUAGAUGUGUCUAUCAUCGAAGUUCCCUAAACUUUGCAGAUCAAACAAACAAGUUGAUCCACGAUUCCUAGAGUCAUGCAGAUGAGGACGGAUACGGCGACUGGCAUCGCCAGCAGCCUGUCUGAACAAAUUGAAGAACUGCGCGGUAAACUACAUCUGAAAGAGCGAGAUGGAAAGGCGUAUUUCGAAGGAUCAGAGGCUCUCAAGACGAAGAACGAAGAGCUUAUUGCUCGACUCCGAGCGGAGAACAAACACAAGCGAAUUGCCCUGUCUAGAAGUAUCAACGGGGACACAGCCGUGAUCGAGUCCGUGUUUCACAACCGGAAGGAGGAGCUGCUUUCCAUGCAGAGAUACACAGCUGAGGAUGCCAUACGCGUGAUGGACCAGAAAGUCUGCGAGGCCAGCAAGAGGUUGAACAGCCUGCAGCAUGAAGUAACGCAAAAGGAAAACCAGUUAGAAGAACUGGAAUUGGAAUUAUCCCGCAUGUUGGAUCUGGUUUCAUAUGACUACAACUCCGAGAAGGAGCGGAACUACCGGCGUCUUCAGAACGAGCUGGACAAAGCUCGGAUCAAGUUUGACGCCGCCAGUAACAUCACGGGCAGAUACGAGGCGAUCCUGGCGCACAUGCAGGAGGAGUGUCGUCUGUAUCCCACGCGACUUGACGUCAUGGAACAGCAGGUGACGGAAGCACGUGCAGAGCUGUCGGAACUGAAACAGAUGAAUGACAAGGCCAUCAAUAGCAGCGAAGAAGCUCGGACAAACCUGUUGAGCAUGGAGCGCGAGAUGUACCAAGCGAAGAGGUCACGUGACCAGCAGCUUAACGAGACGAAGAAGGAAGUGGAGAGGAGGAAGGAGCCGGUGGACAGGACAGAGAAGAGGCCCAGAAUGUCCGUCAUCAGCGAGACCACUGACAUGAAGUCCUCGAGGCUGCAGGCGUUAAAGGCGGGCCGCCAUGAGAAGAUCCUCACGCUAGAGGAGGCAUUCGAGAAGAUCAAGAAAGCCAUCAACGUGUCUGACAUCAAGGACGUGGUGUUCCGCGUGGCCAACCAGGACAACACCAGGGGCAGGCUGGUACACCAGAAGAAGGAGAAGCACUGUCAGCGCGCCAAGCUACAGGAGGAGCUGGACAAACUCAAGACGGUGUUCGAGGAACUCAAGUUCACCAGCCAGAGACAAGCCGCCAAGGGCCGCCAGCUCGUAGACGACAUGGAAGACUACGCAUCUAAGGAGGAGAACAGGCGGGUAAAGUCGCUGGACACGUUGGACAAGAAGGACAAACUGUUGCUGGACCUCCAGAAGGGAAUCGCCACCCUCUUCGACAAACUGAAGGAGAUCAAGCUCAAACCUCCUCACCACAACUUCACCAAGGGGGAUCCGGUGGACGACCUGGCCAACUGUGAGCGGCGUCUGGUCAAGCUGAUGGCCACAGUUACCGGAAAGGGGGACGAGAAAGCAGUUGUCGGACCCAAGAACGUCGACGGGGAAAAGCUGCACGAGUUCCUGGAGAAUCGCCUGCCUGCCGAGAACACCCGCAUCCGACUGGAUGAGGAGGACAACAGCGACUCCGACGACUUCACGUUCGACCAUGACCAGGACAACGAAGGUCUGUUGACGCGGGAGGACGUGAAGCGCCUUGGUCAGGAGAUCCUCGGAACCAAGCUCAAGCCCAAGAAACGCAAAGGCCGGAAGACCAGGAAGUCAUAGGAACCUGUCGCGUGUCCUGGUCUUGUAUGUGGUCUUUGUCUGUCUGUUGUAAAUGUUUGGGGAAUCUGAGCGGACUUGCUCCCUGAGAGCAGGAUUUCUUUAACUGUGGAAGGAGGAUUUGCUUGUACAACAAACUACCACCUGUAUAAAAUCAUUUCUUAGUCUGCUAAUAACUUUCUGUUUGGUUUUCUAAUUCUUCUGUUAGGCAGAUGGCGGUUCGUGACGGGUUGUCAUAUUACAGUAUGAGACACCACCUUGCCAAAAAUGUCCCUCUAAGAAACAUUUGGACCUGUUUAACUCUAAACUAUGACCCAAUUGUCCUGACAUGUUGCUUGCUCAUCAUGAAACUAAUCUCAACCACAGAAAUAGAAUCAAUUCAACUGUUUUAUUUAUGCAUAGUUUAAUUAAACCUUAACUUUUGAAUAAUUUUUGUUUGUUUUAACAAUCAGCAUUUACUGUAAGGACAAAGAUAAGAUUGCAUUUUACAUUUGAUGUAAAACCUUGUUCUGUUAUUGAAUCAUCAUCGUCAUCAUCAUCGUCAUCAUCAUCAUCAUCAUCAUUCUGUUGUUAAUAGUACUGUUGUAGAUAUAAUGAUAAAUCAUAUUGUGAAUAAAUGUUUCCAAAUGA